GCAGCAGCAGAAGAAGACGAAGAAGAAAAAGAAGAAUCCUCCAGUGAUGGUACCUGCUGCAACAAGCUUCAGCUCAUAACUCGGCAGGUUGAACUCCGUUUGUUUCCGGCCUGAAGCUGUUUCUCUGAACCUCUGUCUAUGUCUCAACACACCGUCGUGGAGGUUUAAGCCAAUUCCAGCCCGAAUUAAAAUGACAUGAGCUUUACGUGUCUCUAAUGUUGUUAGCACGGCAGCUAGUUUGUUUUGCUAACGACAAGUUAACGUGCAGGAGCUCUGCUUCUACUAAUGCUAACGCUGACCACGUUUACUUUGAUUUGCUUUCAAGUUAGUCCAAAUUUGAAUAAGCGGAGAACAUUCCUGAGCCGGAUCAGACACCAGCGGUGGAUCUGAGAGUCUUCAGCUGACUGUCGCCGCGGUAUGGUCCAUCUGGUUGUUUGAUGGGGCUUUUACGGACCAUGAUGCCGCAGAAGAUCCAGCUCCUGGCUGUCCUGGCGUUUGGAGUGGCCAUGCUGCUGAUAGAGAACCAGAUCCAGAAACUGGACGAGGCCAGAGACAAACUCGAACGUACCAUCGCCAGACACGAGGUGGCCGAAGUAGAGCAGCGCCACAGCGAAGAGGGCGGCGGGCGGGAAUCGUCGCCACUGGCUGAGAAAGACGACAUGGUCAUCAUCUACAACAGAGUGCCCAAGACAGCCAGCACAUCCUUCACUAACAUCGCCUACGACCUCUGCGGGAAGAAUCGCUUCCACGUCCUGCACAUCAACACGACCAAAAACAACCCCGUCAUGUCUCUACAGGACCAGGUGCGCUUUGUCAGGAACGUCACCUCGUGGAGAGAGAUGAAGCCCGGCUUCUACCACGGCCACGUAGCUUAUCUGGACUUCUCUAAAUACAGUGUGAGAGGAAAGCCGAUGUACAUCAACGUGGUGCGGGAUCCCAUCGAGCGCCUCGUGUCCUACUACUACUUCCUCCGGUUCGGAGACGACUACAGACCAGGACUUCGACGAAGGAAACAAGGGGACAAGAAGACCUUUGAUGAGUGUGUGUCAUCGGGAGGGUCUGACUGUGCUCCGGAGAAGCUCUGGCUGCAGAUCCCCUUCUUCUGCGGCCACCAUUCAGAGUGCUGGAACGCAGGCAGUAGAUGGGCCCUGGAACAGGCUAAAUACAACCUGGUGAAUGAGUACCUGUUAGUCGGUGUAACUGAGGAGCUGGAGGACUUCAUCAUGAUCCUGGAGGCGGCACUCCCACGCUUCUUCAAGGGAGCCACGGACCUCUACAGAACAGGAAAGAAGUCCCACCUGCGAAAGACCACGGAGAAGAAGACCCCCACCAAAGAGACCAUCACCAAGCUGCAGCAGUCCAACAUCUGGAAAAUCGAAAAUGAGUUUUACGAGUUUGCCCUCGAACAGUUUCAGUUUGUCCGUGCCCACGCCGUCAGAGAAAAGGACGGAGAACUUUAUGUCCUGGCCCAGAGCUUCUUCUAUGAAAAGAUCUACCCUAAAGUGAACUGAAAGUGCAGCCGGACGACUGUGACAAAAGCUGCACAGGGACUCUAAUAGACGUCGUAAACACUGGGCGAACAAGAGACACUAAGUGAUGCUGGAUUUAUUGGGAUCAUGUUGGGACUUAAGAAAACACCCUUUUAGACUGUACAGUGCAAUUUCUAUGAGGAAUGUGUCCAUUUUUUUAAAAAGAGAAAACUAAACCUGAACUGUGAGACAGAAUUUCUAAGAUAGUUACUACGGCUCAUCUCAAAAUCCAAACUCAUAAAGCCUUUGAUUUCUUAUGACCUGUGGUUGGGUUUUUGGAUGGACCAUCAAAAUAAAAGCAGGAAAGACGUAUUUAAAUGUAAUUUCCAGGGAAAAGGAAAUAAGUUUAUCUGAUUUAUGUAUUUCUAUUAAUUGCACCAAUACUUGUUUACAGAUUGCAGGAUAUCGAGUAAAUGCUGUUUUAACGUGUUUUUGGACCAAAUGGUAGCAAAAGAAAAUAGAUCGGAUCUUUGCAUCAUUUGGUGCGUGACAAGUAAUUUUCUAUGCCACUGAGAUGUUCUCAAUUUUUACACUUUUAACACAUCAUAUCAAUAUUUUAUCAGAGAGAUAGCGAUGUGUUUGUUUGAUACAACAGACAGCUGCUGUUUUUAGUCUGCAAACGGACCACGAGCUGGAGGAGGAAGGUACUAACCCAGACGGACCAGAAUGUGUGAGUACAGGGUUCUUUUAGACGGAGACUGACAGUGCCUUGAAUAUAAUGUAUAGAGCAUUUUCUUAGUAUUCAUUUUGCAGUAAUCCCACAGUCGCACUCCUUCUUGUUUUAGCGUUCCACUUGCUUUCUGUUGUGUUUCACUCAUUAAAAGUCUAAACAUGAAUACAUAAA
This is a messenger RNA of Stegastes partitus (bicolor damselfish), 2373 nucleotides long. It is a transcript of the gene hs2st1b, whose product is annotated as heparan sulfate 2-O-sulfotransferase 1b. Gene Ontology annotation, cellular component: membrane. Gene Ontology annotation, molecular function: heparan sulfate 2-sulfotransferase activity. Bases 438 to 1511 code for a protein of 357 amino acids. The transcript is spliced from 7 exons. NCBI's taxonomy places the organism in Eukaryota, Metazoa, Chordata, Actinopteri, Pomacentridae. The record is from RefSeq and is a predicted model, not a curated record.